Molecule: messenger RNA, 5016 nt
Organism: Harpegnathos saltator (Jerdon's jumping ant)
Lineage: Eukaryota; Metazoa; Arthropoda; Insecta; Hymenoptera; Formicidae
Exons: 6
Coding region: 1-5016 (1671 amino acids)
Biological process (GO): DNA integration
Molecular function (GO): nucleic acid binding
Source: RefSeq, a predicted model, not a curated record
AUGCCAGUUGUCAAAAGGGAGUCAUCAACUGCAAUUCGAGAGUUGAUUGAUUAUACAAGGAAGCAUUUGCGAAUUCUGAAGGCAAUGGAUUUACCAACGGAUUCAUGGGAUGAACUCAUUGUCCAUAUGAUUGAGAUGAGAUUGGAUCUUGUGUCACCUGGACCUGCGUACCUGGGAACAAGAAGAGUAAGUCAAGGAAAUUCUAUGCCUUCGAAGGGCGAAUCUGACAAGCAGGCUUUAAGGUGUCGAAACCAGAAAUCAGAUCGAGACAACAAAACAGCUUCGCUCACAUUGUCAACAAAUGUCGGUAAAUGUUUCUUGUGCAACGGGGAACAUUUCUUGUACUACUGCGAGAAAUUUAUUGCAAUGCCAACGGACAAACGCAUCAAGGAAGUUCGCCGACUGAAACUCUGUCUCAAUUGUUUGCGAAAUGAUCACUACGUCAAGUCAAGCAAAAUGAGAUCGUGCCGAGAAUGCGCGGGAAGACACAACACUUUAUGUCAUAUGCCAGCUAACGUGAAAGAGGAGAGUGUUGAGACGUCCAACUCCAAACCUGAAAAUAGCGACCAGGUAGCAGUACAUUUGUCAUCAAAUGCGCCGGUGAAAGGUCAUGUGAUAAUGGCUACCGCAAGGGUUCAUGCGAUACUAUCAAACGGGUCUAGUAUACCCUGUCGUAUACUUUUGGACAGUGGAAGUGAAGCGCAUCUUAUCACCAGUUCAACAUGUAAUAAAAUCGGCGUUAAGCGAAAUCGAGCGUCGGAAAUUAUUACAGGCAUAAAUGAACUAACAAAUCAAAUACACCAAGUUUGCGAUAUUGUCUUACAGUCGAGUCAAUCAAAUUUCCAGUUUAAUGUACACUGUCUCAUCGUACCGAAAAUAACCAAACAUCUACCAUCGAUCGAGAUUUCGCGCGAGGUACUUCAGUUUCCGCCAAAUCUAAGGUUAGCGGAUAACAAUUUCGAUAAGUCUAGUCCCAUAGACACUUUGAUAGGGGCAGAAUAUUUCUACGAUAUACUAAAAACCGGAAAAAUAGAACUUGGCAGAAAUCGCCCGAUUCUGCAGAACACGAAAUUCGGCUGGGUAAUUGCCGGACCGGUCGCGUUACUGACUGACUCUAAAACCGUUGAUGUUCUUCAGAUAGUAACGUCUCUUCAUUGCUCUGUACAGCGAUGUGAGUCUCUCAACCGAAAUCUCGAUCGAUUUUGGGAAAUCGAAAAUUGCAAUUCCAACGUAAAACCGUGUAUGUCCGAACCAGAGCGACAAUGUGAAGAACUGUUCGAGCUAACCACCACGCGUGAUGACACUGGUCGAUUUAUCAUGCAUUUGCCAAUCCGUGAGAACGCGAAACCUUUAGGUGAAUCUCGCGAAAUCGCGGAGCGACGAUUGAAACAGUUGGAGCGUCGUUUCAAGAGUAAUCAAUCAUUACAUAAGGAAUAUGUCAAAUUCAUGCGUGAAUAUGAGACGUUAGGUCACAUGUCACUAGUCAGAAACGAUGAAAAGUUGGGUGAGCGCGAUUAUCCAGACGCUUCCCGCAUAUUGCGAGACAAAAUAUAUGUAGAUGACAUUAUGACAGGUGCUGAGGAUGUUAAAGGUGCCAUCGAGUUGCACACGCAGAUUUCUGAAUUGUUGAAUACUGGAGGUUUUGAAGCUCACAAAUGGUGUUCGAACUCUUCAGAGGUCAUGUCAUUAAUUUCUCAAAAUGGAACAAUAUCCUCAACGCUUAGUAUUGAUAAUAAAACAGCUAUCAAAACUCUUGGAUUAGAGUGGAAUCCAGAUGCAGAUGAAUUUAAAUUCGCCGUGCGUAAAUCAGAAUCUGCUACUACGAAAAGGCAAUUGCUUUCCGUGAUUAAGUUCUUUGAUCCGCUUGGCUUCAUUGGGCCAGUACUAACUCGGGCAAAAUUAUUAAUGCAAGAAACUUGGCGAAUUGAUCGCGAUUGGGAUGAACGACUCCUAAAUGAGAUUCUCACUACAUGGGAAGAUUUCAAAGGCGAGCUAGACGCAUUAGAAAUAUUAGGCAUUCCAAGGCGCGUCAUUGCGAUAAAGCGAAUCAGUUAUUUCUUCACGGAUUUUGUGACGCAUCCGAACGUGCUUAUGUCGCGAGUGGCUCCGAUAAAGACAAUAACGUUGCCUCGAUUAGAGUUAUGUAGUGCUGUGCUGCUAUCUCGAUUAACCAUCGUUCGUCGAACCCUCAAGAUACCGAUUGAGAGCGUAAAGGUGUGGUCAGACUCUAUGGUCACAUUAUAUUGGAUACGCAGCGACGUAUCGCGUUGGAAACCUUUCGUGGCAAACAGGGUGGCCGAAAUCAAUGAGCAUUUACUUGCGGCAGCUUGGGGCCACGUCAGUGGCAAGGAAAACCCAGCCGACGUACUUUCUCGUGGCUCCAGUCCUCGUCAACUUGAGGAACUACAGCUAUGGUGGGCGGGGCCGCCAUGGUUGCUCAGCAAGAAAAUGAAUUUAGCUGAGAAUCCUCAAGAGUUCGAUCUUUCACAAAAUUGUCGCGAAUUAAUGUCUAUUGAGGAGCGCAAGGAAAGGCAAACGAAUCAUGUUGUUUCUGGAGAGCGUCAAAUUAUCCCAACAAUGCUUGAUGCAUUUUCUUUACUAACCAAGGUCGAACGAGUACUUGCGUAUUGUCUACGAUUCUUGUCAAAUGCAAGAAAGAAACAAGGGGAUCGAAUCUUGAAUUGCUUAUCAUUGCACGAAUUACAAGAGGCACGUCGAAUUCUUAUUCGUCAUGUGCAAGCGAACCACUUUGGAAUGGAGAUUUCAGAUUUGAAGAGUAAACGCAACGUUAAAUCUUCCAGUAAGCUCGCAUCACUACUACCCUUCAUCGACAACCAGGACAUCAUUAGAGUAGGCGGCCGCCUACAGCAAAGCAAUUGGAAGUUUGAACGCAAACAUCCAAUUUUACUGCCAUCGGAAGCUCGUUUCACGAAAUUAUUAUUCGAGAAGGAACAUAAACGUCUUCUUCAUGCUAAUCAAUUAUUAUUGUUAUAUUCUAUCCGACGACAAUACUGGACAAUUAAGGGAAGAGCAUUAGCGCGUCAAGUAUGCCGUAACUGCAUACGCUGUUUCAAGACUCAACCCCGAGAAAUAACUCAAAUAAUGGGCAAUUUACCAGAGAAUCGUGUACAGCCGAGCCGUUGUUUUUACAACACAGGUGUCGAUUUUGCCGGAUCACUCAUCACGCUAAUUAACAAGGGUCGUGGACGGAAAACGAAUAAAUCAUACAUCGCAUUAUUUGUUUGUUUCUCCAUCAAGGCAAUACACCUAGAAGCCGUAAGCGAGCUGUCAACCGCUGCUUUCAUGGCGACUCUUCGUCAAUUCGUAAGCCGAAGAGGAUGUCCGCAUACAAUAUGGAGUGAUAACGGCACGAAUUUCGUUGGCGCCAAUCGGGAAUUGGGAGAGAUUCAACGGUUCGUAGAGUCUCAAGUCGUAGAUAUCGCCAGUGAUAUACUUACCAAUGAAGGACUUAAUUGGCGAUUUUUUCCUCCAAAUUCUCCUCACAUGGGUGGCUUCUGGGAAGCUGGAAUGAAGUCUUGUAAAUAUCAUCUCAAACGAAUAAUGGGGAACGUGAAGUUUACAUUUGAAGAAUUGGCAACUGUACUCACACAAAUUGAGGCUUGCCUCAAUUCAAGACCGUUAUCUCCUAUAUCUACGGAUCCAGCUGAUUUAGAGCCACUAACUCCCGCGCAUUUCCUCGUAGGAGGACCUUUGACGAGCUUGCCCGAGGUUGACGUAACUGACGUCAUAAUGAAUCGGUUAACUCGUUGGCAGUUGAUUCAGAGAAUUAUACAAGACUUUUGGAAACGGUGGACGGCAGAAUAUCUCUCCGAUCUUCAGCAACGAAGAAAAUGGAAAACACCGCAAGAGAGUUUCAAACUCGACGACUUUGUAGUCAUCCGUGAGGACAACAUUCCCCCCUUAAAAUGGAAACUUGGACGUGUGAUAAAAUUGCAUACUGGAGAGGAUAGCUUUGUCCGUGUUGUGUCAAUACAUGCUUCUAACGGCAUUUUGAUUGUUUUACAAAAUGGGCAAAAUGAAGCUUUUCCUUUGAAAAAUAUCAGGGCAAACACCGUAGCUGAAGUAUUUGUCAGUCAGGAAAUUUCGAGAUACGGUGUGCCUUUAGAAAUUCACACUGAUCAGGGUAGGAAUUUUGAAUCACAGUUGUUUAAGGAACUUUCAGAAAUGUUAGGAAUUAGAAAGACAAGGACUACAGCUCUUCAUCCUCAAUCUGAUGGGCAAGUCGAACGUCAACAUCAAACAAUCCUUCAGUAUUUGCCCAAGUUUGUUAAUGAAAAUCAGAAAAAUUGGGAUAAAUGGAUUCCAUUAUUUCUUUUAGCAUUUAAAUCCGCAAAACAUGAGACAACAGGAAUGACUCCGGCAGAAUUGGAUUUCGGAAGAGAUUUGAGGUUACCUUUAGAUUUACUUCGAGGAACUCCUCCGAAGAAUUGUGUUAUAAAUUUUAGAGAUUAUGUUUCUGACUUAAAAGAAAAGAUAUAUGAAGUUUAUAAAAGUGUUAGGCAGAAAAUGACUUUAAAUACGGAAAAGGUAAAAAGAUGGUAUGAUCAAGGAGCUAGGAAAUGUUUAUUUAAAGAAGGACAAAAAGUUUGGUUUUCCAAUCCACAAAGAAAAAUAGGGAAAGCUCCAAAGUUACAAAGUAAUUGGGAAGGACCUUAUGAAAUAGUGAAACGGUUGAAUGAGGUAAUUUAUUGUAUUAGGAAAUCAAGUAAGAGUAAGAAUAAAGUGGUACAUGCAGAUAGGGACUUGGGGUGUUCUGCAAAAGAACGUUGGGUCCACGGUAGUUGGACCCUACCCCCUGUCCGAAGAGGAGCCAAGGUGGAAGCGGACGAAGAAGCGGAACAACAAGCGGAUUGUUUUGAAAAGAUCCUGGAGACUGAUCACCUCCUAAAGGACAGGAAUAGAGACAGUGAAGGCGAAGAGUCAAGAUCUUCAGAACUCUUGAUUGAGAUCAAGAAUUCAUGGAGUCCGGUAACCUGUAGCAGCAGCUCAGGGUAG